AUGAUGAACACACAAACCUAUCCAACUGAAACUCCUGCCUCAGGUGCUGGUGGUCUCAAAUACGACAAUCGUUACUAUGAACGUGAAGAGGCUCAUCAUGCUCGUGAUCGUUUCUGGACAGGAUUCUUCCUUUCGUUGAUUCUCUUCUUUACAUUGAAUCCAUUAUCUUGCUUACCUUACAUGUUGGGUUGGCGUUAUAGAACAAGUGAUGUCCCACGUGCUAGAAAAUGGGGUCGUUUGAGUUGGCUCAUGUUUUGGGCCACUUUGGCUGCUGUCACUUGCUUUUGGAUUUGUGCCAUUAUUGUCAUUCCAAUUGCUGUGGGAUGUACGGUCGGAAGACGAAAUGCUGCUGCUGCAGCUGCUGCUCGUGAACAUCAACAAAAUCCUGCAGUUCCUGUGCCACCAGCACAAUAA
Molecule: messenger RNA, 414 nt
Organism: Naegleria fowleri
Lineage: Eukaryota; Heterolobosea; Eutetramitea; Acrasida; Naegleriidae
Exons: 1
Coding region: 1-414 (137 amino acids)
Source: RefSeq, a predicted model, not a curated record